UUGUAUUGCCCGCGGGACGUGUGGUUCACCGCCAAAUGGCCGAGACAGCAACCGAAAGUGGUGGUAUCGAUGUGCCGGCUGCCUUCGCCACCACGGCGGUAGCUACUGCCUCCCUGCAGCAGCUGCAACGUAGCGUCGCCGUCUGGGACGUUAUCAUGGAAGACUUCGAAGACGAUCUAGAGCUGGAUACAGAGGACGAUGAAGCGUCGAGGGAGGUGAAGAGGCGGCGUGUGUACGUUCGUAAAGACUACACGAAGUCGGGAUGGUGGCAGGAGCUCAUGGAGCUGCGAGAGACAGGCGAGACAGAUCACACGACCCGGGAAGCGCGGCGUUUUCGCAACAACUUCCGCGUCCCCUACCCGUUUUUCGUGCACUUGGUGGAGCUGGUGAGGGACAGAGACUGGUUCCCAACCGGGGAGUCGGAUGUCACGGGUCGCCAAGCCGUCCCUGUUGAGUUGAAGGUGAGCAAAGACGAUGAAAUGCUGCACUUCUCGAAAAAUGGACCGCUGGCACCGGAGUGCCGGCGGCGGCACAGCAUGCGUUUGAAAGGUGUACACCGAUAAGGGCUGUGGCUGCGAUCUGCUCUAUAUCCCUUGUCCGCCUCUACCCCAGUACAUUGGGUGGUGCGCAUGCAUUCUUCGUUGUUCUGCACACUUCGUGCCUAGUCUUAAGUUCAUUUAAAAGGUUGAGUCCCUCCCUUGUAGCCGGAUGAAAAAAAACCUCAUGUUUUGAAAUGGUCCGCCGUCGCAUAGAGCGCCGGCCGCACCACGGUCGGCGCUGGUUUCGAAUACAUAAGGUGUACAACGUAGAGGGUGGUUGCUGCUGUGCUGUACACCCCUUUUCUCCAGCAUUCAUCAUCUACAGCGGCCGCGUGUGGUGCGCAUGUAUACUUCGUUCCUCUCCACACUUUCGUCUAAAGUUGGUUUAGAAGACCCGACCACAGCAGCAGUGGGAGUCCUCUCCCUUGUUGCCGGCGCUGGUCGGCAGUAGGGUGGUACAACAUGUACAGCAGUCGAAAACAAAACAAAACGUUGGCAACCGCUAGGGCGAAGCCAGGGGUUGUUUUGCACGCGGGUCAGUUUACUGUCACCAGCCACCAUGUGCUCACAAGCCAACAAUGCAAACGUAGAGAGAAACACGCCGCGCGCAAGCCACAGCAGUGUCGUGGUCAAGCGUGUUAAACUCUCGAAUGGUCAACUGCCGAGUGUGUGACAAACCAGCACAGCCCCGGGGUUGUUGUAGAGGUUGGAAAAAAUCAAUUGCGACCUACAUGCUCCAUGAUAG
This is a messenger RNA of Ectocarpus sp. CCAP 1310/34, 1284 nucleotides long. Lineage: Eukaryota; Phaeophyceae; Ectocarpales; Ectocarpaceae. The record is from the annotation of a GenBank genome assembly.